Xiphias gladius (swordfish) is the source of this 7643-nucleotide messenger RNA. Its product is annotated as disks large homolog 1-like. NCBI's taxonomy places the organism in Eukaryota, Metazoa, Chordata, Actinopteri, Istiophoriformes, Xiphiidae. Gene Ontology annotation, biological process: neurotransmitter receptor localization to postsynaptic specialization membrane; chemical synaptic transmission. Bases 285 to 3995 code for a protein of 1236 amino acids. The record is from RefSeq and is a predicted model, not a curated record. Gene Ontology annotation, molecular function: protein binding. The transcript is spliced from 25 exons. Gene Ontology annotation, cellular component: postsynaptic density membrane; neuromuscular junction; neuron projection.
UACCAUUAUAGAUCCGGGUACCAAGUCCAAGCGGAGUCAAAGUCAACGUUUGGUAUGAACGGCUGACAGUUUCCCGGUUCCCCGCCACCUUGCCACGGUUCGCGCGGUCCGUCGGGCGUUUCGUCUGCCGUGGGGUUGGGGGGGGGGGACACAGGUUGACAGACCGGGCCGCCGUGCGGUGUCCCAGUUUGGAGGCGGGCCGUCCCGGGGCAGACGCGCACAUCUGCAACAACACAGCCCGUCACGGCCACAAGCCCCCGGGGAGGAGGACUGCGUGUGUCACCAUGCCCAUGCGACAGAAGGAUGCUCAGCGAGCCCUGGAGCUGCUCCAGCGGUACCGGGCCAAGUUGGACCAGAGACAGCAGAGCCGGAAUGGGACCAAACAGGGCCACGUGGAGGAAGACCAUCAGCUGCAGCAGUCUCUGGACAGAGUCAUCAAUGUCUUCCAGAGUCAGCUCUUUGGCGCUCUGCUCGAUAUCCAGGAGUACUACGAGUUGACCAUCCUUGCAGACAGAAAGUGUUCUUUGGACCACACAGACGGUCCAGGGGACCUCCCCGUCUCCUGUAACCUGCCAGCACAACUGUCAGCCCAACAACACGCCUCCUCCGGUCCCCUGAGCCCCCCGGCCUCAGAAGGACCACCUAAGCCAAAAUCCCCAGCCCCGAAACCCAGGUCAAUCAAGGCCCCUGCCCCUCCAAUCCCCUGUGGGAUAGCCCCAACAAAGCUAUCUUCCCCGACACCACAGUCCAGUUCACCUCAGCCGACCAAAGUCAAGUACCGUGCUCCUCUCCCUCCUGACCAGUCUGGAGGCUCUAAAUCCACAACAGCGGAGACUUCUAAACCCCUUUCUCCCUCCACUGCCGCAUCGAAUUGUGUAGAAAACCCCGCCGGCUACAUUAAAUCACCUCCUGCAGUAUCACUGAAUGGAACAAAGCCACAUUUUACCGCCACCACCUCUGGUGUUUCCUCAGAGAGCACCGCCACCUCCGCCAAUGCACAAAGCCCUCCUGCCUCCCCUGACCUCAACCUGGUGACUGUCUCAGCCCUCGUCUCCAGCACCAUUCAGGGCCUCGUUUCUCCAACCACUCCGGACAAACUCAGCCCCACCAGCACCACUCCUAGCACCAGCCCAGGUCCUAACAGAGUCACAGAUGCUCGAUUCAUCUCCUCAGCUCCUACGACCAGCAAGGACCCAGGACUGGGCAAAGUCACUCCCAGCACGAGUCCAACCGGCCCCAGCCAGGGAGAACUGACCUUCAGCAGCCUCAGCCCCACAGGUCCUCCAGGACCCUUAACUAAAGGACCUGAUUUGAGACCCCCGCUCUCCCCGAUCUCUCUUCCUAGUCCAAACAGCCCCGGGCCAGUAAAAGUGACCUCCUCUAGCCCCAGCCACAGUCCAGCCAGCCCCAGGCCAGAUACAAGCCCAUGGACCCUUAACAAGAAGUAUCGGUAUCAAGAAGAAGAAGGGGCGUCACCAGGCGCCCCAAAACUCCACCAACACCCCUGCCAUCAGCACCCAAUGGGAGUAGCCAGAGAGCUGAGGGAUGGAGAGACCCUGGGGAGUGAGGGGAGGGAGGGGAGGGAGGGGGGGACCUGGAGGAGAGAGGGAGGGGGCGCUGGGACCAUGGAGAGGGAACGGGAACGAUCGCUGGGGAGGGACGGAUCUCUCGGUCGCCAUGGCGACUUGCGGGGGGCGGAGCUGGUUCAGGUGGCGGAGCGGCAGCUGUCUCAGAUUCAGCACGUUCACGGAUACGUCACUCACACACACAUCACGCCCGCUCAGGUAGAAUCUCCUGAGGUUCCCUUUGAUGACGAGGUGUGGCCUCACCCAGAGGGAGAGAGGCUGAAUGAAGUUCCUGCCCCGCCUUUCUCCUCCCUCUAUUCACAAAGCCACGCCUACUACCAGGCCAACCCCCCUCCAGUGGUGGUCAACGCAGACAGCAUCGACACCCCCCCAUAUGUCAAUGGAACAGAAGCAGACUAUGAGUAUGAGGAAAUCACGCUGGAGCGGGGUAACUCAGGCCUUGGGUUCAGUAUCGCCGGAGGGACCGACAACCCACACAUCGGAGAAGACCCCUCUAUCUUCAUCACCAAGAUUAUACCUGGAGGGGCAGCAGCACAGAAUGGACGACUCAGGGUGAAUGACUGCAUAGUCCGGGUAAAUGAAACAGACGUCAGGGAGGUGACCCACAGCGGGGCUGUGGAGGCACUGAAAGAAGCGGGAGGUCUGGUCCGACUGUGCAUACGACGCAGGAGGAGCCUCACCGAGAGAAUGAUGGAUAUCAAGCUGGUGAAAGGGCCAAAAGGUUUAGGAUUCAGUAUAGCAGGUGGAGUUGGAAACCAACACGUCCCCGGCGACAACAGCAUCUACGUGACGAAAAUCAUCGAGGGAGGGGCUGCACACAAAGACGGACGGCUACAGAUAGGGGACAAACUUGUGGCUGUGAACAGCUCCUGUUUGGAGGAGGUAACUCACGAGGAGGCAGUGGCCGCCCUGAAGUCGACUCCUGACGUCGUGUACCUCCGUGUAGCCAAGCACACCUCCCUUUUUAUCAAUGACAACUUCCCUCCACCCGAUGUCACUAAUUCGUACUCCCCUCAUCAAGACAACCAUAUUAGCCCCUACAUGAGUGGCAGUCAGUCUGUAAGCCCCGCUCCGUUAACCACUCCCAGAUACUCACCGCUGCCCAGGGCCAUGACCGGAGACGACGACAUCACCAGAGAACCCAGGCGGGUGGUGCUGCAGCGGGGGUCUACGGGUCUCGGCUUUAACAUUGUCGGAGGUGAGGAUGGAGAGGGAAUCUUCAUCUCCUUCAUCCUGGCUGGAGGUCCGGCUGAUCUCUGCGGGGAGCUGCGAAAGGGAGACCGCAUCCUAUCGGUGAACGGUGUGGACCUGUCCAGCGCAACACACGAGCAGGCAGCUGCAGCUCUGAAGAAUGCGGGACAGACCGUUACCAUAGUAGCACAGUACAGACCGGAGGAGUACAGUCGUUUCGAGGCGAAGAUCCAUGACUUGAGGGAACAGAUGAUGACCAGCAGUGUCAGCUCCAGCUCCACGUCGCUCCGCUCCACACAGAAACGCACACUCUACGUCAGAGCGUUGUUCGACUACGACGGAAGUGCGUCAGACCUGAGCGCGCCCAGUCAGGCCCUGCCGUUUCAUUUCGGGGAUAUCCUCCACGUGAGCAGCGCUGGCGAAGAGGAGUGGUGGCCCGCCCGCCACCUCAGCCCCCCGCCCCCGAACUGCCCCGAAGUCGGGGUCAUCCCCAGCCGCAGGAGGGCAGAGAAGACAGAGAGGUCGAGGUUAAAGACGGUCAGAGUGACAAGGUCCCAGGACAGAUCGGAUCAGGAUGAUAAAGACGGCCAGGAGGAGACCUUCCUCACCUACCAACCUGUCAUGCAGCAGGAAGUUAAUUACACACGGCCAGUCAUCGUGCUUGGACCAAUGAAAGAUCGCAUCAACGAUGACCUCAUCUCUGAGUUCCCUGAUAAGUUUGGCUCCUGCGUCCCGCACACAACGCGGCCGCGACGAGACUACGAGGUGGACGGCAGAGAUUACCACUUCAUGUCCUCCAGAGAGCUCAUGGAGCGAGAGAUCCAGGAGCAUAAAUUCAUUGAGGCCGGACAGUAUAACAACCAUCUGUACGGAACCAGCAUACAGUCUGUCAGAGAAGUCGCCGACAAGGGUAAACACUGUAUACUGGAUGUAUCGGGGAAUGCGAUAAAGCGUCUCCAGAUGGCAGGCCUCCAUCCCAUCGCUAUCUUUAUUAGCCCACGCAGUGUCGACAACAUCCUGGAGAUGAACAAGCGUUUCACCGAGGAGCAGGCGAGGAAGACCUACGACAGAGCUGUCAAACUGGAGCAGGAGUUCACAGAGUACUUCACUGCUAGAGUCCAGGGCUCGUCUCUAGAGGAAGUGUACUCGCAGGUGAAGCAGAUCAUUGAGGAGCAGUCUGGUCCUUACAUCUGGGUACCCACCAAGGAGCGACUCUGAAUAAACGCACGCAAACCACAUGAUCACACAUACACACAUCACUCUUUCUAUACUUCCUACUUCUCUAAUUUUCUAUUAUCAGCCUGCUUCCUCUCUCUCUCUCUCUCUCUUUCACUUACAGAAACAUCACUACAAAUGCGCACGCACACACACACACACACACACACACACAUUUACACAAGCACAUAAAAUGAGGCUGGGACUAUCUGGGACUGCUACUUCCUGAAGAGGGAGGAGCUCAUGUCUGUCCAGCAGCCUAUUGGUGGAUCUUCCGACAGCUCAGUUCCUUAAUGUUUAAGGAGGUGGUUCAAAUCAAGGCGACAUGUACCAUUAUCUGAUUUGAUUUCAUUAUUGUUGUUCUUAUUGUUGUUGUUGUUGUUGUUUUCAUAUUAAUGAAGGGUAAUGCAUUCAUGUAUGGGUUUGUAAUGAUAAUAUUGUCACCAAGAGGCAGACUUUUGCACGCUGUAGCUUUAAGAGCAUGUUUUUGGGACAAAAUCUUGAUCUUCUUCCCUGUCUGUCUGUCCUUCUUUCCUCAUGGCAUCGCUCCCGAUUAGAGUUUCUCUCUCAUUGUGUGUCUUUUUCUAUCUUUCUGUCUCUCAUGUCCCAACCCCAGCUCCAUCCUCUCCUCUUCAGACUGUCUAAAGACUUUCGAUGUGAGGGGAAAUCUUUAUAAUGUGCCCCAAAAUAUUGGUAUCAAGGGCCGAAAUGAAACUAUAGUACAACUACUGUUUAGAGAUGCAGCAAGAAAAUAUAUCAGAGGUAAUUUAGGAUUUCUACAAUUUAGACGCUUUUUACUAUUUCUUGUAACAAGCAGAAAACUAAAUUAGAUUGCAUUAAUAUAAAUGAAGUAUAGUGUGUCCUGUCACCAGUUUGUUUUUGUAAAGCCAAAAAAAGAAAUGACUACAUCAGCCUGAUAAUGGUGGUAGAGUCCAGCUGGAGCCCUGAGCCCAUAUUUAUCAACUUUCUGAGAAUUACACUUAAGAACUGCUGUGAGAACCAAUUAAAGAAUAAGAAAUUAAUUCUCUACAAGUAAAGAUUAGGGCACAUUUAUCAAUUUACCAGGAGUAAGCUUUAAGAGCAGCUCUCAAGUGAUCACAUGAUUAAUCACAUAAAUACUCAGAGACAAAGAUUUACAAUGAAAAAUAACUGACAUUUCACUCAGUGAUAUGUUUUUCUGCAAAAACAUGUCAUUUUAUCCUUCCGAUCCUUAAUAUCUAUAAUAGCAGUUUAACUGUGAGAUUAACAACAAUCCAAAAUAUCUUUUAUGUGUAGAUAUAAAAACAUGGACAAAAUAAAAGGAAAUUGGCUGUGAUGGAAAACCAAAGAGACCCAAACUGGAGAAGGGAGGAGUUCUGCAGCUGGUAGAUGAUUGACAAAAAAGAGUUAAUAAUUAGAAUUUAGUGUCAGACUGACAGGUGGAGAUUGAUUGCAGUUUCAUUCCUGCUGUCUCCACCCCUGCCUGAUAAAUGUCGAAAAAGAAGAGGAAGAAAAAGUGGUGAAAUUCCUAUUAAACGUUCAAAUCGAGUUCAAAUAACAGACCAAAACUACCCUGCUCUGAAUAAAAACAUGUUGCUUCAACUAACAUAUUGCUCAUCAUGACCAAUAAUGUUUCAUACAAUCCCUCCAGAAACAAUUGCAUUUAAGAGUCAUGUCAAAGGAAAUUAAUUUUUAAGAUUGGCGGCAUCAAAGUGAAUCAUUUUUACUUUUAUCGUUAACGUUUUACUUUUAGCUGUGUGAUAAAUACGGGCCCAGAUCCUCCGUUUAAAAAAACUUGGGCCUGUAUCCCUCAAGUCUUCAUCCCACAAGGGUUUCCCUGCCUCUCCUCCCUCCUCCUCUUCCUCCCUGUCUCACGCCUUCAUUUCCCUUCUCCUCUCCACACUCGCCAUGGGACAUUAAUUGAGCGUUAAACAGUGUAUCAUCUUCUUCAUCAACACUAUCAUCGCAAUCAUAAUCAUCAGCAUCGUUGUUAUAGCUUUCCCUCUUACUGUAGUUGCACUAAUGAGGGGGCUGGUUUCUUAAAAGCAUCUUAGAGUGACAGAGCUGAAAACGUCCAAGUGUUUCUGGUAUUCAUGGGUAUGCGAGUGGCAUUCGUGAAAGCAGCACACAGUACUUUACCUCGUGAUUCGGUCAAAUCGUGCUCCCUACACAAACCUUUGGGGAAAAAAAUGUUAUUUUUUUACCCAUUAAACUACCAUUUAAUUCCAGUAUUUCCACAAAAUGCACCGACCAUUACUAUGGACUUAACGGUGCGCUGUGGAGUUUUUGACCACAAACUCUAAAAUGCAGUGGAACUCACAAACAGUGUUUUAUUUUGAGGCAACGUUUCCCAGUUUCUAGGUGCUACAACAUGCAAGUUUUCGGUACAAGUAGCCUAUCGAUGCCGGCUCUGUGAGUCAUGUGACCGUUGCUUUUGCACAUCUGUUGGCUGUGUUCCUCUUUGAUGCUCAUAGCAGAGACUGAGGUGAAGCCAAGCCUCACUUCACAACAAGUUACGGAAUAUAUUCAACUUUACUUGCAGUGAACAUUAAAAAGAAAAGAAAAAAAAUCCUCGCCUCGUUGUGCAACAGUAAAACGCAGGCCUGAGUUGAAACCUAGCCUGAAAACGACUUUCCUUGGCUUUAUCAUUUUCAGCACUGCAGCUGUUUUAUUAUGUCCUUUUCAUCUGGCCAAUUUACAUGUUGUGCUAAAUAACUUCUGGUGGCCUGAAUGGUGUUUUGCAGAAAUGUUUCUGACAGUGGGUCCCUGUUUUCUCUGCGUCUUGCUGUUGGUUUCACGCUGUAUCGCUGAUCGACGGUCGGUGGCGAGAGCAGCGGCGAAUGUCAACACAACUUCUGUUUGUUUACAUGAAAACUCCACAGGGCAUCCUUAAUGUAAAAUUCCAGUGAAGGAGAAAGAUGGAUUGUCACAGUCUUUGGAAAUCGGGCAAGCAUUUUAUCUUUCCAGCCCCAAACGGCAGAAAAACACCGUUAAGUGACUAGCCGGUGAAGAUGGUGGAGACCAAAAACAGAGCUAAAAGAGAGAGAAGUCACAAAUGGGGCUAAACUGAAACGAAUGACAGUAAUCUCUCUCGUCAAGUGUAACAUUCGAGAUACCGAGAUGCUUUUGGUGACGCAGCCCCUGUAUGGACCUUGUCAGCCAGCCACUUCCCAUCUCCACCCUCAACCCCGAGGCGACUCCUCCAAGCUGACUGGAGACCAGAGAUGUACAGAGAGACAGUUCUGUCAGCAGAGUAGCUCUUAGGCCCAAGUAAUAAAUAGUUUUGACCACAUGUGUUUUGAAAGCUUUAAUAUCUCCUCACAGAAUUUCCAUCUAUAGUCCUCCGUACCAAUCACGUAGAUCAGUGGUGUUUGUCAGUUGAUAGAACCGGACUCUCUGUAUGACUCUGGCUGUGUGUUUUGGCCAGGGGACCAUGCCACUGUCUGUUAGAGUAAAGCACUGAUGCAAAGAAUCUAUUACAGAGAUGGAUCUAUAUCUAACAUAUUAUAAUAUUUAUCCCUACUCUAACUGCCUAUUUUGGUACAAAACAAUUAAAUAAAUAAAGUCUUUAUUGAGAUUUACUGAAAUCCCUCGACCGACGACCAGAGAUGAUUUUUUUCUUUUUGCAUUGUGGAAUGUGUAUGAAUGUGAAUAUGAUAUAAUAACUGUAAA